Molecule: messenger RNA, 2355 nt
Organism: Camellia sinensis
Lineage: Eukaryota; Viridiplantae; Streptophyta; Magnoliopsida; Ericales; Theaceae
Product: P-loop containing nucleoside triphosphate hydrolases superfamily protein
Cellular component (GO): cytosol
Molecular function (GO): RNA helicase activity; ATP binding; nucleic acid binding
Source: RefSeq, a predicted model, not a curated record
CCCACACAUUUCAAUUCAUCUCAUUCAUCACAUACACAGUUCAUCGCCGCUGCUGUGCAUUUUGCAUCGAUUCACACACACACUACACAGAUUCAUCACCAUUGUUAUGCCGAUCGGCUCACGGCUGGUCACCUAUCCUCACCGCCGUCGCUAGUAUCUCCUUCCCUUGCCAAUCGGCUCACUGCUGGUUUCUCCUCUUCGUCGUCGCUCUCCUCGCCUUUGUCUUCCAUGGCUACUGCAACAGGCAAGUUGUCUCACGAGAACGAGGACCAAGAGAAGGAAGAACAGGACGACGACCAGACCUUCGAAGAGCUUGGAUUGGACCCUCGCUUGAUUCGUGCCCUAACCAAGAAAGGCAUCGACAACCCCACUCCAAUCCAGCGUGUCGCCAUUCCACUCAUCCUUGCAGGUAAGGAUGUGGUUGCCCGAGCAAAGACUGGUUCCGGAAAGACCUUCGCUUACGUCCUUCCGUUGCUUCAGAAGCUCUUCUCUGAUUCUGCUUCGAAUAAGAACCUCGCUCCCACUGCAUUCAUUCUCGUCCCGACACGAGAAUUGAGCCAACAGGUUUAUUCCGAAGCAUUGUCGCUAAUUGAGUUAUGUAGAGUGCAAUUGAAAGUUGUACAGUUGAUGAGCACCAUGUCCGCUUCUGAUUUGAAAACUGCUUUGGCAGCACCGCCUGAUAUUCUGGUUUCCACCCCGGCUUGCAUAAAAACAUGCUUGUCGAAAGGUGUGCUCAACCCAACAUCUGUCCAGAAUUCACUUUCAAUACUUGUUCUCGAUGAGGCAGAUCUUCUUUUGUCAUAUGGAUACGAAGAUGAUCUCAAAGCUCUUACAGCUCAUAUCCCAAGACGUUGUCAAUGUCUUCUCAUGUCUGCUACCUCAAGUGCUGAUGUUGAAAAGCUCAAAAAACUUAUUCUACACAAUCCCUAUAUCUUAACAUUGCCGGAAGUGGGAGAUGUUAAGGAUGAUAUUAUCCCUCAAAAUGUUCAGCAAUUUUGGAUUUCAUGCAGUGCUCGUGAUAAGCUUGUUUACAUCCUUGCACUCUUGAAGUUGGAGCUGGUCCAGAAAAAAGUGCUGAUAUUUACUAAUACAAUUGACAUGGGUUUUAGACUGAAACUUUUCUUUGAACAGUUCGGAAUCAAGUCUGCUGUUUUAAAUUCUGAGUUGCCUCAAAAUUCUCGUCUACACAUCCUUGAGGAAUUCAAUGCUGGGCUUUUUGAUUAUUUGAUAGCAACUGAUGACAGCCAAUCAAAGAAGGAACAAGCUGAUGUGGAGAGUCACGUUGAGCAAAAAAAAUCUAGAAAGCAUGCCAAGAGAAAAUUGGACUCUGAAUUUGGAGUUGUGAGAGGAAUUGACUUCAAAAAUGUGCACACGGUUAUAAAUUUUGACAUGCCUCAGAGUGGUGCAGGAUAUAUACAUCGAAUUGGGCGCACUGGAAGAGCCUAUAAUACUGGUGCAUCUGUCUCUCUGGUUUCUCCUGAAGAGAUGGAAAUUUUUGAAGAAAUUAAAUCUGCUUUGGGUGAAGAUGAAACUAGGGACUCAAAUUUUAUUGCACCAUUUCCAUUACUCACUAAGAAUGCUGUGGAGUCCUUACGAUAUAGAGCUGAGGAUGUUGCGAGGAGCGUGACAAAAAUUGCUGUGAGAGAAUCACGGGCCCAGGAUCUGAGGAACGAAAUUCUAAAUUCUGAAAAGUUGAAGGCUCAUUUUCAAGAUAAUCCACGAGACUUGGAUCUUUUGAAACAUGACAAGGUCCUGAGCAAGAAGGCCCCAGCUCCUCACCUGCGUGAUGUGCCCGAAUACCUAUUGGACCCAACCACUCAGGAGGCAAGCAAGGUUAUCAAGCUUGCUAGAGCUGCCAUGGGUAACACUAAUUCUGGUCAUCGUAAGGGAUUCAAGGGUAAAUUCAGAAAAAACAGCAAUCCUCUUAAAUCCUUCUCCGCAGAGGCACCAAAGAGAGGAUUUAAAGGCGGGAUGAAAAGGAAGGGAAAGGACAAGGAUGAUGGCCACACAAACAAAAAGAAACAGUCUGUAUGAUUUAUUUACCUAGCUGUCAAUUAUUCAAAUGGUGUGGUGAAUGGUUUAUCCCCUCAGUUUUGUAUCAAUUAAUUUCUAAUAGAAAUUAAAAUUUUGUAGUGAUAAGGCCUGUUACGUUAGGAGUUGUUUGGGUUUUUUCUUUUAGAAAAAACCCUGUUGUACCAGCGAAGUUUUAAGUUGGGCCCAUGGCUCCCGGAUAAGAUAGUGAACACGUGACAAAAAAUGUGAUUAUCAUAAUAUUAUUGAUUUGAUAAUGUAUUUGAAGAAACAUUCCAAAAUCUGCUUUUGGAGCUAACUUCAAUUAGGAAACGUUGUCAGUCA